Molecule: messenger RNA, 1825 nt
Organism: Sceloporus undulatus (fence lizard)
Lineage: Eukaryota; Metazoa; Chordata; Lepidosauria; Squamata; Phrynosomatidae
Gene: PHF6
Product: PHD finger protein 6
Exons: 11
Coding region: 344-1435 (363 amino acids)
Cellular component (GO): nucleus
Source: RefSeq, a predicted model, not a curated record
GACGUAAGGACGCCGUGUUCGCAGGCGACGCUGCCGUGCGUGCUUGCGUCAGGCUCCGCGGCGCAGCGUCCCUUCUCUCCCUCUCUUCUCUCUCUGCCUCUGCUACUCCUCCGAAUGAAAGGGAAGCUCCCAGCUAAGCAGCAGCAGCAAGAAGAAGAAGAAGGCGCCUGAAGCGAGCAGCGUCGUCGUUGUCCUGUUCGUCCGCCUGAGAGGCGCUCCUUCCUCGGGAGCUGAAGGUGACAGGUCUGAGUUUCUUCUCAUCUUCUCUCAGCUUCAUCCUUGCUACGAUCUUGUGAGCAUUGGCAAGGAUUGAAGUGGCAUUCUUCAAACCGUCUUAAAAACCAUGUCAGCUUCAGUCGGACAGAAAAAGGGGCCUGGAAGACAGCGCAAAUGUGCCUUCUGCAGGUCCAACAGAGAUAAUGAGUGCGGACAGCUCUUGCUCUCUGAAAACCAGAAGGUGGCAGCACAUCAUAAAUGUAUGCUUUUCUCAUCUGCCUUGGUAUCAUCACAAUCCGAUAAUGAGAGUCUUGGAGGCUUUUCUAUUGAAGACAUUCAAAAGGAAAUAAAAAGAGGUACCAAGCUGAAAUGCUCGCUAUGUCACUGUCCCGGUGCAACCGUUGGUUGUGAUGUAAAAACCUGCCAUAAGACAUAUCACUUUUACUGUGCAUUGCAUGAUAAAGCUCAUAUCCGAGAGAAACCUUCCCAAGGCAUUUACAUGAUAUUAUGUCGAAAACACAAGAAAGCGCCACACAACUCUGAAGGUAAUCUAGAAGAAGGUCUAAAUGAACAUGAGUUGGAAGCUUCUCCUCCUAAAAAGAGGGGUCGUAAAGGAAGGCCCAGAAAAAUAACUCCGAAAGGACCAUCAGAAGAUGCCCGGUCAACAUCAUUGCAUGGCACAGACGAUAUAGAAAGCAGUUCUUAUAGAGACAGAUCACCUCACAGAAGCAGUCCCAAUGAUACAAAACCUAAAUGUGGAUUCUGUCAUGCAGGUGAAGAAGAAAAUGAAGCUAGAGGGAAGCUUCAUAUAUUCAAUGCCAAAAAAGCAGCUGCACAUUACAAGUGUAUGUUGUUCUCUUCUGGCACUGUACAACUGACAACAACGUCAAGGGCAGAAUUUGGUGACUUUGAUAUUAAAACUGUACUUCAAGAAAUUAAACGAGGAAAAAGAAUGAAGUGUACACUUUGUAGUCAGUCUGGUGCUACAAUCGGAUGUGAAAUUAAAGCAUGCAUCAAGACUUAUCAUUACCACUGUGGAGUACAAGACAAAGCAAAAUAUAUUGAGAAUAUGUCACGAGGAAUUUACAAGCUUUACUGUAAAAACCAUAGUGGGAAUGAUGAACGAGAUGAAGAGGAUGAAGAGCGCGAAAGCAAAAGUCGUGAGAAGUCAGUAGGCAAUCUUAGUGGAGUUCCUCAGCAGCAACUUAAUGGAAAUUAGGUAUGACUGUCCUCACCUUCCAGCCCUCCUUUUGAGACACCACCAUACAAUUGAUGUAGGUGUUAACUAGUGGUAAGACAUUUUAAGCCAAGCAUAAUGCCAAUAAGUGCGGGAGGGGGGUUGUUUUGUUUUAAACUGGAGUCUUGUUGCACAAGCGUUAGGGAUAUUUCUCAAAAUUCAGCUAACUUUAAGGAGGACCCUGCACUUCUGCCAAUAAACAUAGCUGUCAUGUUCAGUUUGGUAAUAUGCUUUCUUUGUCUUAUUCUCAACUAUUUUAAAAUCUAUCCUUUUUUCCCUCAUCAUCUUUCAUACAGGUUCAAGUGACAAAGUUAAACUGGGAAUGAAUAAGACAUCCAUAAUUACUAACCUUUGUGUUUGUUUGUUUUUUUU